UUCCGGGGCGGGCGGCGAGAUGGCGGCCGCCGGUGAGGAAGCCGAGACGACGGACUGGGCGCUGCCGCCGGAGGUGGAGGUGCUGGAGUCCAUCUACCUGGAGGAGCUGCAGGUGGCGCGGGGCCUGGGCAGGUGGGAGCCCUGGGAGAUCAGCAUCACCCUGCACCCUGCCACGGCCCAGGACCAGGACUCGCAGUACGUCCGCUUCACCCUGGUGCUCUCCGUGCCCCCUCAGUAUCCUGAUAAAGCUCCAGAGAUCUCCAUCAGGAAUCCACGGGGGCUGUCAGAUGAGCAAAUUCAAAAGAUUUCCCAGACCCUCAGAAGUGUUGCUGAAGCCAGGCUGGGGACAGAGGUGCUCUAUGAACUGAUCGAGAAGGGAAAGGAGAUCCUCACUGACAACAAUAUUCCUCAAGGACAGUGUGUAAUCUGCCUCUAUGGAUUCCAGGAGAAAGAAGCCUUCACAAAGACCCAUUGCUACCACUACUUCCACUCCCACUGUCUGGCCCGCUAUGCCCAGCACAUGGAGGAGGAGAUCCUCAUGCAGCAGGAGGAGAGAGAGCAGCAUCUUGCACCAUCCCCCAAACAGGAAGCUGGUGUGCAGUGCCCUGUCUGCCGGGAGACCCUGGUCUACGACCUCUGUGCUCUGAAGGCAGCGCCGCCCCCGCAGCACCCUCUGGAGCCAUACAGGCCAGAUACCAAAGUGCUGCAGCACCAGGAAGAACUGCGCCUGAUUUUCAAGAGACAGCAAGAGAAAGGGGGAAUCAUCGACCCCGAGGCAGAGAGGAACCGGUAUUUCAUCAGUCUCCAGGCGCCUCCAGCUGCUGUGGAUCCAGCCACUGCCUCUGAGCUGUCGGUGAGUGCCCGCGCUGCAGACGUGCCCCUGCCCCCCAGCCAGGCCUCGGCUCCUGAGCCAACUGGGGCAUCAGAGGCCAGGGUGGAACCUGGGCAGCCUGAGAGGUCUGCUGUGCCCAGAGAGCAACUGAGCAAGAGGGAGAGGCACAGAGGGGAGAGGCCAGGCUCCAGAGGCCGGGGCAGGCAGCUGUGCAGUGGCUCACAGGAAUCAGGAGAGGAAGCCUGUCAUCCACUCCAUGGCUCCAGGGGGCCCAGGGUCUUCAGCCAGAGACCAGAGCGUAGACCUGCUGGACGGCACAGCCAGGAGUUUUCAAAACCUCACAGUAGAAACAGGGCUGCUCCCUUGGCUGAAAGAAAGGAGUUGUGCCAUGAAGACUCCUCACCAGCAACAGAAACUGUGGACUUGAAAGAGGAACACCAUGAGAAAUGGAGCACAGAGGAGGGGACUGAGGCCCGGGGCAGGAAAAAGGAGAAUCUGAUGUUCAACCACAGUGACCACAAAGCUGCCCCCAAUUGGCAGGGCCACCAUAGGCCCUGGGAUUGUGGAAGAUGGGAGAGGUCCAGAGUUCAGGAGCGUGGUUCCUACCCCAGAGCACCAAGAGGGCGAGGGGCGUUCAGGCCCAGUGGACAUCGAGAAGCCCAUCUUGAGAAGGAGAGUGGCUCCUAGCAGGAAUGAUGAGGGGCUGGGGUGAGGGAAAAAAGGGCUGUUAAUAGGGAGAACAAUGAAGGCUCUGAUGAAGUAGUAGCAAGCAGAUACUGUACCCCCUGGAAGGGAGGAGGCAGAUGGAUCAUGGGACAGCUUGGGACAGGCAGUGUCACCAGUGUAAACGUUGCAGAUUUAAGCACACUGUUAAUGCAGUGUAAAGCAUCCUGGCAUGAGCAGCUGGCUGUUACCAGCACUGAAGAAGUGGAAUCUUGACAGAUCAUAUCAGCCUUGGUCUCAGAGGACCCAGAAGAGGUAGCUUUGGAGAUCUGCAGCCAUCUCCCUGUAGGUGAAAUGCCAAGAAAUGUGCACACCUACAGAGCAAAGAGACUGAGCCCCACAUGGUGCCAUGGCAGAGCCAAAGUGUGGCUAGACCUUCCCCAGAAGCCAAGGGAGCUGUGAUGGUGCCAAGUGAUGGGACUGUGCCAGGGCAGUAUCUUGGGGCUCAGCUCUACUUGCUCUGUCCCUCAUUCCUUCUCAAGAGCACCUUCUCAACUGCUGGGAUUGGCCAGGCAAGUCCUUAUUACACAGGAUAUUGCCCAGUCCCAACCAAGAGAUCCAAGUUAAGCUUCAGUCAACAGAUUGGCAGGUCAUGGCUGUCUGGGGGCUUAGGCUUCACCUUGGCUCCUGCUUCUCCAGGAAGCCCAUAUUUAGCUGGAGCUCCUGCCUGUCUUUCAGCUGCUUUUGUGCAGGCUGAAGCUGAUGGGAUGGGGAAACUCAGAAGAGAGUACUCUGCUUUGUAACCUGUAUGUGUCAGAAUCCCCCUCCAAGACCAGGCUGUCUCUUGGCACUUCUGACAACCCAGAAGUGAAAACAUGCCCAGUAUUUUGGAUACUGCUACCAUCCUGAAAUCUUCAAGCUGAUAUUGCUUAAAUGAGGAUUUGCUGUUUAAACUAACUUGGUACAGUUACACCUGCUGCUGCUCUACAGAUGUGUCCCAAUCCAAAGCCAUGAAGAGUGAUCCCAUUGCCCCAAGUGGGGCAAUGCUAUUAAAUUAGUUCAUUGGGUCUUCUCCAGAGCCUGCUCCCUUUGUUUUCUCUACCCUCUCGCUCCUGUUUGUUGCUUUCUGGAGCAAAGGUGUUGAUCCCUGGUAUUUCUCAAUUACUUCCCUGUUCCCUACAACCAGGGCUGAGGCAAAGACCUUCCCCUGGCACUCCUGGAUGGCAGGAGGGCUCCCUGCUUUGCCUGGCUUAGUGUAAGUUCUCUGCCUCACCUGGCCAAUACUGAUUCCUUCACACUUGUUUGUGCCUUUUCCCCACCUCUUGUGCCCACAUGUAGAUUGUUACUUCUGCUAAAUGCAAAAAUUGCAGUGCUACAAUGGACUUCACAAAAUUGUGAGAUCCCUAGGAAAGCAAUGGCUGUGUGUAGUAGGAGGGCAUUUGCAAGUGCACACAUCUGUCUGGCUGAACUUUAGCACAUGAAAGUUGCACUACCCCCUUUCUUGACUGAGAACAACUUAUCUGCUGCCCUGCUUACUCCAUGCAUGGACCUGAAGAGGUUGUUUUAACCUGCUGCCCAAGAACCUUCUGUGCUUAAAUUUCCAGCACUGGUCUAUUUUUAACCCUAACACCAUAAAAUCAUUCUUUUUUUCUCUCUCCUUGGCCUGAGCCUACACUACCUGUCCUGGGCUGGGUGAUCUGAGGAUGACAGCUGAGCAUUUGUGCCCUGAAGACAGCCCUAUUUUUUCUUCAGUGCUCUCUUUGUGCUUGUUCAGCUGGUUUCUAGGAGAAUAGCCUGCUCACACUUGGGUGAAAAGGCAUAAACUUUACCUGACAUUGGUGCUUGUUCUGCUGCCUCCUGCCUUCACUGGUGAAACUGCUGUGCUCCAAGAAAGGCAUUUGAUUGUGUCCUGAAAGAAACAUGGAAGAUCUCUGCCCCUCAGAGCAGCUGAAGCUCCUCAGCUUCCUCUGGUGAGCCAGGAUUAUUCUCAGCAGGAAAGUUGCUGUGCCAUGUUUGGAGCAUGGGAAUUCAGCCAUGGAAAUCAGAGUGAGGACUUGGAUAACUUUAAUCAAAUACCACACGUGUUGGUGGGAAGGGAUUUUUCCCUGGGAAUAGUGCUUUAGGAGAGGUCCUCUCUGACUCACUGCUGUCAGCCUGGAGCAGAGAGCAUUUUGCAACAGUAUGUGGAAAUGAAUUUGGGAUAAAUAAACCAAACCUCCAGGUCAGAGGGGAUGAAAAGAGCCUGCAUGCUGGCCUAAGUCCUCUUGCUUGGUGUCCACCUGUAUCACCUACCUCACAAGGCUGUUGUGAGGCUUAACUCGGGCUGGGCAGAAGGGCACUGACAGCAUCUGUAGCAUUAACACUAUUAAAAAGCAAGCAAUGAGA
Catharus ustulatus (Swainson's thrush) is the source of this 3880-nucleotide messenger RNA. RefSeq names its product ring finger protein 25 (gene RNF25). Gene Ontology annotation, biological process: protein ubiquitination. The transcript has 10 exons. Gene Ontology annotation, cellular component: nucleus. Gene Ontology annotation, molecular function: ubiquitin protein ligase activity; protein binding. The coding region runs from base 20 to 1519 and encodes 499 amino acids. Lineage: Eukaryota; Metazoa; Chordata; Aves; Passeriformes; Turdidae. The record is from RefSeq and is a predicted model, not a curated record.